AUGGCCAUUCUGAAAGACGCUGAUAAGGAAAAGGUCAAAAGGGCCAUUCCCAAGGCCAGCAACAAGAUCGUCGAUGCGACGGUCGCUAGACUGUAUAUAGCAUAUCCAGAUGCCAACUCGUGGACUUAUACGGGCCUUUCUGGUGCCAUUACGCUUGUCAAUGACUUGGUAGGAAACACCUUUUUCCUGAAAUUGGUUGACAUUGCGACCCACAGAGGUGUCAUUUGGGAUCAAGAGCUGUAUAUCAACUUCAAGUAUAACCAGGAUCGGUCGUUUUUCCACACUUUUGAGCUCGACGAGUGCUUGGCGGGUUUGUUGUUUGAAGAGGAAUCGGAAGCUUCACAUUUUUUUAAGAGAGUUCAGAAUAAAGAGAAAUACGCUUCAAAGGCCACUCUGAACAAUAAAAAUGCCAUUGCUUUAAAGAAAACUGCUAAUAAGAUCCAGGCCAAUACACCAGCACCUCAGGGACCUCGAGGUGAUCCUACGGGUCUUCGAAGACGGUUAUAUCUCGAGGGUAGUUCGGGUCCUGUUUACUAUGAUUCUGAACCUCCUCCAGAAUGGAGACCAUUAUAUGCGGAGCUGGCUAGUCAGGGCAUUACUGAAGAAAUGAUUGCGGAAAACAGAGAAUUUAUUAAAGAAUAUAUUAGACAACAGGGUGGUCCUUUAGUGGGUUUAGAGCCACCUAUUCCAAGACGAUCUGCUCCAUCUUCAGCAGCUACUGAGUCUACUAGUAAUGGUAGUAGUGGUAUUAGUAACGGCAGAAACAGAUCAGAUUCUUCUGUGACGGUAGCUAGUGUUGGAAGUGGAACUUCAGAGUCGUCUUCCACGAAAGCCACUCGUAAAGCCAAGGCUCCACCUCCACCUCCACCUCCUGGACCGCCCAAUGUUCCUAAGAAAGCUACUCCUCCAUCUACAUCAGCACCAUCAGCAUCAGCUGGUCCACCAUCUGUUGCACCUAUUUCAACCAGUGUACCAUCCGGUUCAUCAGCAUCAUCUCCAUCACCAGAACCAGGAACUCCAUCCAGUGCAACCGCUACACCUACAUCAUACAAAGUCCCACCACCAAUGCCAUUUAUCGGUCAAAGAGUUGCAUCAAACCCAUCACGACCCUCAGCCCCUGCUACUGCUCCUGGAGGAGUUCCACCACCUCCUCCACCACCAGGAUCAGCGCGUCCUGUUCCUUCACUCCCCCCUCGUGGCUCUGUACCACCCCCACCAGCAAAUGCCAAUCCAUAUGGAACUCCCCCAUAUCAACAACAGCCACCUCCUGCAUCUCCAUAUGGCCAACAGCCCACUUCGCCAUAUGGUCAGCCUCCUGGCACAGCCGGUCGUCCAGUACCUCCACCACCGUCAUUACCUCCUCGAGGAGUCGCUAAUAAUGGACAAGCCCCACAGUUUGGCAUGCCACCACCACCCGCUCCUGGUGCUGCUGGUGCUGGUCAAUAUAUCCCACCAGCUCCACCACAACGAGGCGCUGUUCCACCACCUCCACCACCACAACGAGGUGGAGUUCCUCCACCCCCACCCCCAAGUCGAGUCCAGCAACCCCCACCAGCAGCAGGCGUACCUCCACCACCUCCACCGCCCCCACCAGGCCAACCCGAACUCCAACCCCCAACUUUCAACCCCUAUCAAACCCCACCACCGCCACAGUCACAACCACAGGCAGUUUCACCACCAGUCAAAAUCGACGUCAAACCCAUCUCGUCUUUCCCACCGCCCCCUCGCCCCCACAAUGCAGGCACUCCUCCUGUCGCCAGUGUAGCACCACCCGCUUCCACCUCUCAACCCCCAGCUCCGCCCCCACCCCCACCUCCAGCAGCAGCUCCUCCCAGUUUCAACAAUGCUGCAGUUCCUCCUCCACCACCACCACCUCCUCCACCAACAGCAGGAGUCCCACCACCUCCACCUCCUCCUCCAGCACCUCCAGGACCACCACCAGCAUUCGGAUCAGCCGCCCCUCCUCCACCGCCACCUCCACCUCCCGGUGGCGCACCAGGAGCACCGCCCCCACCACCCCCACUCCAAGCCGAUGCCGGUGGUCCUCCUGCUCCACCCCUCCCCACUGGCGACGGAGGCCGCGACGCUCUUCUGGCGUCCAUCCGCGGUGCUGGCAUUGGAUCCCUCCGCAAGGUCGACAAAUCCCAGCUCGACCGUCCCAGCGUAAUCCUCCAAGAAGCCCGUGGAGAAACCCCCACACCCGCCCCCUCAGCAGCCCCUGGCGGCAACGCCAGCCUGGCCGACGCGCUCGCCUCAGCCCUCAACGCCCGCAAGGGCAAAGUGGCCCUCUCCGACGACGAAGACGACGACGAAGACUGGGAUUAG
Molecule: messenger RNA, 2325 nt
Organism: Sugiyamaella lignohabitans
Lineage: Eukaryota; Fungi; Ascomycota; Dipodascomycetes; Dipodascales; Trichomonascaceae
Gene: LAS17
Product: Las17p
Exons: 1
Coding region: 1-2325 (774 amino acids)
Molecular function (GO): actin binding
Source: RefSeq, a predicted model, not a curated record